AUGAUCGUACCUGCAAUCAAGGCUUUGUUUCCAAGCACCAACAAGCGAGUUGUUCGCCAGCAAGACAAUGCGACACCGCAUCGUUGCAUCAUCGACGCCGCGUUGGCGUCUGUCUCGACUCAUGGUUGGACGUUUGUGAUACGCCGUCGGCCUCCAAACAGUCCGGACUUGAACGUGUUGGACCUAGGCUUUUUUGCCUCCAUUCAAUCCCUACAGCUGAAGAAGGUCAGUCGCACAGUGGAUGAGGUCAUCCAGUACAUCCUCGCUGCCUGCGAUGAGUUGAGCUAUGAGAAACUCGAGAACGUCUUUCUCAUCUUCCAAGCGGUGAUGAGGCUGUUACUCGAGCAUGGUGGGAACAACAACUACGUCAUGCCUCGCCUGAAAAUGGCGGCUAUGCGCCGUGCCGGUCUUCUGAUGUCGAACGUGUCCUGCCCUGUCUAUCUUCUAUUGUAG
This is a messenger RNA of Aphanomyces invadans, 453 nucleotides long. RefSeq lists its product as hypothetical. Bases 1 to 453 code for a protein of 150 amino acids. Gene Ontology annotation, molecular function: nucleic acid binding. NCBI's taxonomy places the organism in Eukaryota, Oomycota, Saprolegniomycetes, Saprolegniales, Verrucalvaceae. The transcript has a single exon. The record is from RefSeq and is a predicted model, not a curated record.